AUGAAACUCAGCAACAUUUCAUUUUUGUCCAAUCUUCUGAUACUUCAAUAUUUGUCACUUCAAUGCCUUUCUGCUCAAGAUUUUGCUUUCUUCUAUUUUAUCCAGCAAUGGCCAGGCUCAUACUGUGACACAAAGCAAAGCUGCUGUUAUCCGAAAACCGGAAAACCUAUACCAGAUUUCACCAUUUAUGGACUUCGACCUAACUACAAUGAUGCGUCAUUUCCCUCAAACUGUGAUCCUCAUAGUGUUCUUGAUAAAUCUAAGAUCUCAGACCUCAUUAAAAACUUGGAAAAGAAUUGGCCAUCUCUGAGCUGUCCGAGUGGCACUGGUAUUAGAUUAUGGUCACAUGAAUGGAAGCAACAUGGCACUUGUUCAGAAUCUAAGCUUAUUCAACAUGACUACUUUGAAACAGCUCUCAAACUCAAGAAAAAACUUAACCUACUUCAGAUCCUCAAGAAUGCAGGGAUUGAACCAGAUGAUAAAUUUUACGACCAAUACAGCUUUUUAGAUGCUGUACAACAGUCUACAGGAUUUCUACCAGGAAUAGAAUGUAAUAGAGAUUCAUCACAUAACAGUCAGCUUUUGAAGGUUUACAUGUGUGUGGAUACUUCUGGCUCAAAGUUCAUUGAGUGCCCUGGUGUUCCAAUGGGUAGUUGUGGUGCUAAAGUACAAUUUCCUAAGUUUUAA
Messenger RNA from Lathyrus sativus (Indian pea), 687 nucleotides. NCBI's taxonomy places the organism in Eukaryota, Viridiplantae, Streptophyta, Magnoliopsida, Fabales, Fabaceae. The record is from the annotation of a GenBank genome assembly.